GCUGCUUCGUGCUUGUAGCGUUGGGGGCGUCGCUUUGUUGGUGAUGUGGCGCUCUGAGAUCGGGGUCGAGCCGGCUGCCGCCAGCCCUUCGUCGUUCUGGGAGCUCCUCGCCUUGCUGGGACGAGAACCCGAUGAACUCAGCUGUGUUUCUGAGAAGCAUCCCUUGGGUCCUUGGCCCCUGAAGACUCUUAUGUUACUGGAGGGCUCAGGAAGUAACCGCCAAUGGCAGCUCUACUGCGAGGGCCUGAAGAAGUUUCUUGCCUUUAGAGAAUGCAUGGCACUGCCUGCAGUUUGGCCAGUUCCAGUGAGUCAAGUGAAAGGGUUCUUGGUCAUCAUGGAGUCCCAGGAUCUGCCUCUCACAAAAAUAAUAAAGUACUUGGAAGGACUAUCCUUCAUCUCCAAAAUGGUAGAUCAUCCUGAUCCUCUUCAAGACCCCGCCAUCUGUCACGUGAUAUCAAGAUUGAAACGUAGGACUGCCCUUUCAAAAGAUAAAUACUCUCCUGUAACAAUUGAAGUGUUAAGAUCUCUCCUGGGAACUCUGGAGUCUGUGUGUAGCUCUCCUUAUGAGUGUAUAUUGUUCCGUGCCUUAUUUACUGUCGCUUUUUGGGGGGCACUACACACAGAAGAAAUAGUGGCAAAUCAGAGAAAUGUAGUGCAGCCAAAGCUCUUGUACUUGAGUGAUCUCCAGCUGACUGGCUGGAGUGCAAACCUUUGCUUGCAUACAUCUCAAAUAGGUCAAGAAAGGUCUUUGGUCCAACUGGGACUUUCUAGAGAGAUGUGGAUCUGUCCUGUUGAAGCUCUCCGUGUCUAUGUGGCGGCACGGCCACAAGGAGAAGGUCCUCUCUUUGUGCAUUUGGAUAGUAGGCCUGUCACAAAGAGAGAGUUCUUAACAGUCUUCCGACGUGCUCUUGGACUUGCUGGACGUCCUCCAAAUCACUAUGGUGUACAUUCCUUCUGGCUGGGGGCUCUUGUAACAGCAUGGUCUUUGUGGGUAUUCUGAUGAAGCCACUGACAGAAUAGCAAGGUGGAGAUGAGUUAGUUGAAAGAGGACCUAAUUACAACUAUCCGUUGGACAUCUGUGGUGAUGGAUAUCUUCUGCAAGGCAGAGAUGUUUUCUACUGAAUAUAGUUUCAGUACCCUGCUAAGCUGUAGAAAAGGAGUAACUGCUACCUUUCUCACCCAAGAUGGCUUUGAGGCUGUCUUGGUUUUAAAACUAUUGUGACUUGUGGGUCUGUUGGUAUGUAUGCAUACAGCAUGUUUGUGCUGGCUGUAUUCUGACCUUAUGUAAUUUUUUAUUAAACUGCAUUUUCUUUUAAUAAACUCUUCUAGUCUUUUUGUUGUGUGCUGGUCAAAGGCUGUGAUUCUGCACAACAGUGACAUGUUAACUUGGUACAAGCAUACAUCCUAUUUACAUUCUGAUGGAAUGAGAAAUAAAACUAGCUGAUGACUGACAAUUUGAAGCUAAGCUGUGGAUAUGAAGAGAA
Messenger RNA from Gallus gallus (chicken), 1484 nucleotides. RefSeq lists its product as uncharacterized. Lineage: Eukaryota; Metazoa; Chordata; Aves; Galliformes; Phasianidae. The record is from RefSeq and is a predicted model, not a curated record. Gene Ontology annotation, biological process: DNA recombination; DNA integration. Bases 44 to 1000 code for a protein of 318 amino acids. The transcript is spliced from 2 exons. Gene Ontology annotation, molecular function: DNA binding.